UAUGAUUAUGUAUUUCAGCCUAUAAUGGUUGAAUCUGAGAAACCCAAGGCUAAAACUGAGAAACAUCUUCCAUGGAUUGAAAAGUAUCGGCCUGUAGAAUUCAACCAAAUUGUUGGAAACCAAGAAACUGUUGCUAGAUUAUCGGUCUUCGCUCGCGAAGGAAAUGUGCCAAACAUUAUUAUCGCUGGUCCCCCCGGAGUCGGGAAGACGACAACUAUUCUCUGCCUGGCUCGACAUCUACUCGGCCCAAACUUCAGGGAACUAUCUCUUUUCAUAAUAAAAAUGUUAUUUGCCCUAGCGUGCAACUCAAGUGAGAAAAUCAUCGAACCUAUUCAGUCUAGAUGUGCUAUGCUAAGAUACAGCAAACUAACUGAUGCGCAGGUGCUGGCUAAGAUACAGGAGGUGUGUAAGGUGGAAGGAGUGGAGUAUAGUGAUGACGGUUUAGAAGCAAUUGUGUUCACUGCUCAGGGUGACAUGAGACAAGCGUUGAACAACCUGCAGUCCACCUACGAGGGGUUCGGGUUCGUGAAGGCCGCCAACGUGUGGAAGGUUUGUGAUGAACCUCAUCCUCUUCUUAUCAAGGAUAUGCUCUCACACUGCGUCAAGGCAGACAUUGACGAAGCCUACAAGGUGAUGUCCCACCUGUGGAAGCUGGGAUACUCCUCAGAGGACAUCGUCACCAACAUCUUCAGGGUGUGUAAGACCCACAGUAUGGCGGAGAGAUACAAGCUGGAGUUUAUCAAGGAGAUAGGACGGACUCAUCUUCUCCUAGUCCAGGGGACAUCUUCGCUUAUUCAGUUAUCAGGAUUGUUGGCCCGUCUUUGCCAGGUUUCUCUUACUGUAGAAUAAAACCAAGAAUCUCCGAAGAAAACAGCAAAAGUGAAAAAAGAUUAAUUUUUAAAAUCAAGAUAUUCGUCAAUAUGUGAUAUUUACCAAUCUGGUAUUUCAGA
This is a messenger RNA of Eurytemora carolleeae, 950 nucleotides long. RefSeq names its product replication factor C subunit 2 (gene RfC4). Lineage: Eukaryota; Metazoa; Arthropoda; Copepoda; Calanoida; Temoridae. Gene Ontology annotation, biological process: DNA-templated DNA replication; DNA repair. Bases 25 to 849 code for a protein of 274 amino acids. The record is from RefSeq and is a predicted model, not a curated record. Gene Ontology annotation, cellular component: DNA replication factor C complex; nucleus. Gene Ontology annotation, molecular function: DNA binding; DNA clamp loader activity. The transcript is spliced from 8 exons.